Messenger RNA from Pelmatolapia mariae (spotted tilapia), 965 nucleotides. Its product is annotated as CHRNA7-FAM7A fusion protein-like. Gene Ontology annotation, biological process: regulation of membrane potential; synaptic transmission, cholinergic; nervous system process. Gene Ontology annotation, cellular component: neuron projection; plasma membrane; acetylcholine-gated channel complex. Lineage: Eukaryota; Metazoa; Chordata; Actinopteri; Cichliformes; Cichlidae. The record is from RefSeq and is a predicted model, not a curated record. Gene Ontology annotation, molecular function: excitatory extracellular ligand-gated monoatomic ion channel activity; acetylcholine receptor activity; transmitter-gated monoatomic ion channel activity involved in regulation of postsynaptic membrane potential.
UCUCUGGACCUGCAGAUGAUUGAGGCUGACAUCACCGGAUACAUCGCCAACGGAGAGUGGGACCUCGUGGAGGUUCCUGGGCGAAGGAACGAGCGUUUCUACGACUGCUGUAAGGAGCCGUACCCUGACGUGACCUUCACCGUGGUGAUGAGGAGGAGGACGCUCUACUAUGGGCUCAACCUCCUCAUCCCCUGUGUCCUCAGCUCCACCCUCGCCCUCCUCGUCUUCCUGCUGCCCGCUGACUCCGGAGAGAAGAUCUCCCUGAGUAUCACCGUGCUGCUCUCUCUGACCGUCUUCAUGCUGCUCGUGGCCGAGAUCAUGCCGGCAACCUCAAACUCCGUUCCGCUCAUAGCGCAGUACUUUGCCACUACCAUGGUGAUUGUGGGUCUGUCGGUCAUCGCUACGGUCCUGGUUCUGCAGUAUCACCACCACGACCCCGACGGAGGACACAUGCCACAGUGGACUCAUGUGAUUUUGUUGAACUGGUGUGCCUGGUUCCUGAGGAUGCGCCGCCCCGGCGAAGCAAAGGUCCGUCCGGCGUGUCACAACGCCGCCAAGCGUCGGCGCGGCAGCCUGUCCAGCCUGGAGCUCAGCGUCAGCCAGGACCCACAGGUAAAUAACGGCAACCUCCUCUACGUCGGCUUCAGGGGUGUGGAAGGACUCCACUACGGAUCCCCCGCUGACCCUGAGCUCCUGUGCUCGCGGCUCAUUGGAGGCGGCGUCGGUGCUGAGGAAGACACGGAGCUGAACCAGAUCCUGGAGGAGGUGAGAUACAUCGCCGGGCGUUUCCGCGGCCAAGACGAGGAGGAGCCGGUCUGCAGCGAGUGGAAGUUCACCGCGGCGGUGAUCGACCGGCUCUGCCUGGUGCCGUUCUCGCUCUUCACCAUCCUCUGCACCAUCGGGAUCCUCAUGUCCGCCCCCAACUUUGUGGAAGCCAUUUCCAAAGACUUCUUCAGCUAAGGAGG